Messenger RNA from Lingula anatina, 1197 nucleotides. Its product is annotated as acid-sensing ion channel 2. Gene Ontology annotation, cellular component: plasma membrane. The record is from RefSeq and is a predicted model, not a curated record. Gene Ontology annotation, biological process: sodium ion transmembrane transport. Gene Ontology annotation, molecular function: ligand-gated sodium channel activity. NCBI's taxonomy places the organism in Eukaryota, Metazoa, Brachiopoda, Lingulata, Lingulida, Lingulidae.
AUGGACAGAUUGUAUUUAAAUGGCGCUACACUGUUCCUCGCUGCUCUAUCCAGCAAGAACUCCAGGGCAUACGCACAUAUUAACUUGGAUAACAUAAAGAAACUGAAUAUGACCACAUGGUACGGCAGUGGGUACACCUUUGCUAACUUCACCAAAGACAAAGGGUGGCUUCUUAAUGAAGGAAACGCGCGGUGCACAUUUAGAGGUGAAGAUUGCAAUAUUACUGCGGACUUCAAACACGUAUUUACCGAAUUUGGAAACUGCUACACAUUUAAUAGUGGUGAUGAUCCAUCGAGAAACUUGUUCCAGGACCAAGCAGGUAUUGGCAAUGGCCUCCGAAUAGAAAUUAACAUACAGCAGGAACAAUACACAAACUUAAUACUCAGAGGAGACGCCCCUGAUGCUGGAAUAUUGUUCCAUGUUCACAACCAAUCAGAGCCAGCGUCCGUAGAGACAGACGGUAGAGCCGUCGGGCCAGGGUUGCAUGCAUAUGCUGGUCUGACCCGAUCUGACUUUGCGACAUUACACCCACCGUAUGGACAAUGUAACGAGACAGCUUCCCUGGAGUUCUACCCUGUCUAUACCAUGUCUGGCUGUGUCGUGGAGUGCAAGCGGAAGCAUAUUCUGCGGCACUGUAACUGUAGGCUGAUGGAACAUCCGGGUAAUGAACCUGUUUGCGGGUUGAUACGUAUACUGACAUGCGUCAAGCCUCUAUUGGUCAACCUGACACAAGACUUCACUGGUAUGUGCAGUUGCUCUGUGCCGUGUAGCAGCGUGGUAUACCAGACUGCGCUCUCGUAUUCCCUCGUUCCCAGCGAGAGCACAAAAGUGGAGGCCUCAAACACGCUCGGGGUGGCGGUAGAUGAUGCAAGGAAGAAUUAUAUCAUCUUAGACGUGUAUUUCCAAAGUUUGAAUUAUCAACAAAGCGAACAACUUCCAGCAGUGGAGUGGACCGCACUUAUUAGUGAUAUCGGAGGGCAGUUCGGUCUCUUUAUGGGGUUCAGCUUGCUCACUGUUGUUGAAUUUAUAGAAUUCGCGAUAAUGAGCGUUGUGACUUUGACUGCUGCAAAAAGGUCACAGAACAAGGUCAAAGGUCACGACGCGAUUCAUGGAAAGGGAGACGAAGUGCCAAAGUCUUCCAAAACAGGACGUAUUGGCAUGCAGGGAGAUUUUGUUCAAGUGCAUGAAAUAUUCUAA